AUGGCGCUGUGGCGACAACGCGGGCCGCUGCCAUGGUGCUUUCAUGCUGCAGCGGAGGCAGAACUAAGACAGAAGCGAGGAACAACUACAGCAACACGAGAAUGGAAAGUACGGCCUGGGCCGAACCCUGCCAGGAUCGGGGCAGGUGGCCAGCUGGCGCCCUCCGCUCCCGCGCCGCUACCUCGGGGCGGUGGACGGCGGGCGCUUCCUGGGGGGGCUCGCCGCCCGCGGGGUGGCGACCUACUUCCCGGACAGCGGCGAGAGGCGCUACCGGCUGGCAGGCGGGCGGAGGAUGGCGGUCUGGUACGACCGCACGGGGCUCCCGCCCAGCUCGCCCGAGGAUCCGACACCUCCAGCGUGGAGGCGUCGGUGGCGCGGCUCCUGGAGUUCCUGCAGCGGCUCCAGAGGGAGGGGGUCCCCGCCCACCGCAUCGUGGUGGGCGGCUUCUCCAUGGGCGGCGGCAUCGCGCUGCAGCUGGCGCUGCGCCACCCCGGCAGCCUGGGCGCCGUGUUCGCGCUGUCCUCCUACCUCUGCGACGACGCCGCCGCCUACCGCCUGGCGGAGGGCUCCCGGGGCGUGCGCCGCCCCCCCGUCUUCAUGGCGCACGGCCGGGCGGACUCCUUCAUCCAGUUCGCCUGGGGCGAGGCCACGGCGCGCAGGCUGGGGGGCCUCGGCGUGCCCGUGCGCUUCGUGCCUCUGCCUGGGGUCGGGCACGAGCUGGCCAGCUCGGAGAUCGACCAGCUGGGCGCGUGGAUCGGCGAGGACCAUGCGCCGCGUGCUCCGUGCAAGCUGCAGUGGCAGCUUAAGGAGUCCUCGAGUCUUUGCCCGAUCCAGCUCAGCGCCGCGGUCGAGGGGCGCUCGGGGGGCCCGGGCACCAUGGAGUCCUCGAGCCUUUGUCCGAUCCAGCUCAGCGCCGCGGUCAAGGGGCGCUCGGGGAACCUGGGCGGAUCCUGCCCCAACGGACGCGCUUUCGUGGCCGGCGUGGUCAUCGGGGGCUUUUCGUUCAGCGCGGAGCCGCGGCCGGGAGUCGACGACGCCGCGGGGGGCCCUCGUCGCGCGGCUGGACGCGGCGAGAAGUUCCAGCCAGAAAGCAGGAUACCAGCACGGGCAGAGGUGGAUUGGCGGGACUUUGCCGGCAAGACCGACUUUGCGGGCCGUCAAGCCGCGGUGGCCGCCGCGGCGAGGUUCACCUUCCUCACGGGCAGCCACGACCGGUCGCUGCUGCUGUGGGACACCCGCGUGGGUGGCGCCGGCGCGGCGGUGGCCAGGUGGCGCCAGCAGGAUUGGGUGACUUGCGUCGAGUUCCACCCCACGGACCAGGACGUGCUCCUCAGCUCCGACAAGGCCGUGCGGCAGUGGGACUUCCGCCGGCCUGGCAGCGGCGCGCUAGGCGUGCUGCACAGGCACCGGAAGCUGGUGAGCCGCUUCCGUGUUGACCCUUUGAGACUUGCAUCCUGCUCUCUCGACGGGUCCGUGAAGGUUUCAUCGCUGGAACCUCCAGAAUUUCGUGUUGCAUCGCCGCGAGGUCGCGCCGCGCCAGAGGCGGGCAGUCCCUGCGGCAAGGAGUCCGACGAGGUCUGCACGCUCCGCACGUCCACCGACUACGUCCUCUGCAUCGGUUUCGACGCCACGCGGCUGCUCGCCGGGGGCGUGGACGGGCGCGUGGAGCUGUUCGACUUUUCUCAGCCAGGCCAUUUCCGCAAGGGCACACCGUCACCGCUGCUCUCCCCUGCGGCGGCCCGGUGCGGCGACCCGGUGGACGUACAGAUGACUGGCUUGCAGGAGUUGGAGAUAUGA
This is a messenger RNA of Prorocentrum cordatum, 1797 nucleotides long. The record is from the annotation of a GenBank genome assembly. NCBI's taxonomy places the organism in Eukaryota, Dinophyceae, Prorocentrales, Prorocentraceae.